GAGUUAUUUCGGCGCUGGCGCACAUUCGCGAGCCACUUGCCGUUGCAACCUCACCAAUAACUGCACCCUGUACUGUCAGUUACCGGACAAAGACAAAAUGAAAGUGCUGUACAUUUUUUUGUUCUGUGUUGUCUGUGCUCAAGCUAAAGUGACGCCGGACUACUUCCCAUCAUGCAAAAGGAGCGACCCUCAGAUAGAGAAGUGCGUCCUGAACGGGCUAGAAGCCAUGAGGCCGCACCUCAAGGAAGGGAUACCUGAGGUGAACAUCCCCGCACUGGAUCCCUUCACCGUGCCCACGCUGAAGCUCGACAGAACAGCCCCCAAUCUGAGGAUAAAGGCUACUGUGAAGCAGGCGAAGGCUUACGGUGGAAGCGACUUCAAGAUUGAAAAGCUGAAACUGAACCUGAACAACAAAUAUGCUGGCGAGAUGAAGAUCACGCUACCCAAGCUGAUGGUGGUGGCCAACUAUGACGUGCGCGGCUCCCGCCUCCUCGCUCUCGACAUCAACGGCAAGGGACGCAUCCGAGGAAACUUCACUGGCAUCACAGUGGUUGCGAAGGGCUUCGCUAAACCCAUCAACAAGGAGAACGUGGAGUACCUGCAGGUGGACAAGCUGGUCUCCAAGGUCAGGAUCAACCACGCACAGAUCGCCAUCGAUGAGACUGAGAGACCUGUUGCCGCUGCAUCAGCAGCCUCAUUCUUCAACGCCAGCCCCAACGUGGUCCUGGACAUCUUGAACCCCCUCAUCGAGGAGACGACAGCCGCCGUCAUCAAGGCGUUCGUCAACAAGGUGCUGGGCAGCAUACCUAUAUCGGAGGUGUUGACUGAUGAUGCACCGGCGGCUUAGGAGAUAAGUCUGUAGUGUAGGAUUAUGUAUGUAGCGAGAUCUAGGAUGUAGUGAUUGAAUUGUGAAGGGUUGUGUUAAAAGUAUUAUGAAUUUGUUAAUGUAUUUUUUUUAUACGGACUCACUAGACUAGAGGUGUACCCAACUUGGUACUAUUCACUAGACUAAGUGUAUAUUCUAUCUUAUUUUUUAUUAUUUCAUGUACCUUUCUUUAUGCUUUAGCAAGUUGUAACUCAAACAAGCAAGUUAUGCAACCCUUCUCACAUAAUAUUAAGUUAGUUAAGUAACUGUAGGUAGAAUAUUUAUUGAUUACAAAUAUAUAUUGUCAACUUGUCAAGGACCAGUUGGUAAAUAGUUGUGAGACCAUGACGUUAAUAAUUAAUGUUAAAAUAGAUCUAGUUUGAACAUUUUUGUGCAAUAUUUUUUGCUGUUGUUGAGCGGUAGCCAUCUUGGAUUUGGCAAUUAAAGGACUGGAGAUGAAUUGACAAUGAAAUUUUGAUCACAAUUAAUAUAAUUUUGGUAUGAAAACCAGUAAAUUAUGAUGUGGCAAAGUGGUAAAUGAAACUAGUACCUAGUUGAUAAAUUGGUUAACCAGUCUCGUACCUGCUUGAUUUGAUCAAGGCUGUCAAUUAAGUUAAGUUUGUAAAUAAAACAAAAGAAAAACG
Molecule: messenger RNA, 1509 nt
Organism: Helicoverpa armigera (cotton bollworm)
Lineage: Eukaryota; Metazoa; Arthropoda; Insecta; Lepidoptera; Noctuidae
Exons: 5
Coding region: 98-847 (249 amino acids)
Source: RefSeq, a predicted model, not a curated record